AUCAAAAUUAGAUGGAAACGCCAAAUGUGAGGAGGGUCGGUGGAGCGCACUUACCCUUUCCCACCGUCCGCGGGUCCGAGUCAGUUAUAAUUAAACGACCUUUGGACGUUUCCCAUCGUCAGAGCUUCCUCCCAAUUUUGAACCAAUCAAAAGCCUUCCACUUCAAAUCUCUCUCGACGCUUCCCUUUGUUCCUGUCAUAGUUGGUGACAGAUUUGCCAAUAAAGCACCUCUUUUUUCUUUUGUGUUAUAACGUCCCUUGCAUCGUGACAGGAGGAGAAGACAAGGGAAAAAGAGUGAUUAUAAAGAGAAAGCAUCAAGAAAUAUACCCAUUGUUUGCUUCUUCGUUUGAUCCAACCUUGAUUUUCUCAGUUGUCACAUUGGCUAAGGACUUUUAGUCUUUAAGCUAUGGCUCUUGAAAGCAUUGUUUCUUCUCCCCAUUGGAGGUCAGGAUCAAUGAGGAAACAAUUACAAAAAGAUGAGUUGGGUAGCUGGUCAACACUUGUUCAGAGGCAUAGAUUCCUCUUAACAGCAUUGGGACUCUUGGCAUUCCUCUGUACUAUCUACCUUUACUUUGCUGUUACUUUAGGGGCCACAGAUACAUGUACAGGAUUUAAUGGAAUGCAGAAAGCAACAUGUAAACUGCAGCAUGCAAGGUCGUCUCUGUCCCAUGGAAAACUGAAAUUCCUUUAGUAUGCUUAUGGCAAAUUACUUGUCACUUUUAUUAUUAUAGUAUUUAUUUUUAGACAGUUUUAGGGUAUUUAAAUUUGAAAAAAAAAAAAA
This is a messenger RNA of Durio zibethinus, 781 nucleotides long. RefSeq lists its product as uncharacterized. Lineage: Eukaryota; Viridiplantae; Streptophyta; Magnoliopsida; Malvales; Malvaceae. The record is from RefSeq and is a predicted model, not a curated record.